Molecule: messenger RNA, 2761 nt
Organism: Nothobranchius furzeri (turquoise killifish)
Lineage: Eukaryota; Metazoa; Chordata; Actinopteri; Cyprinodontiformes; Nothobranchiidae
Gene: cog2
Product: component of oligomeric golgi complex 2
Biological process (GO): protein transport; Golgi organization; intra-Golgi vesicle-mediated transport
Cellular component (GO): COG complex; membrane
Source: RefSeq, a predicted model, not a curated record
AUAUUCGUGUCGUGCAGAGUUUCUUCUUCGUUGGUGUCUUAUGCCAUGUUUGCGGAAGCUUGGUUGUUUAAGCUAGCCAUAACUCAAAUUUAGCCACUUUAUGUUGUAAAUAUUCCAACUUCUUGUAUUUUACCGUCCAAAAUGAAUCUGCCAAAGGGACCAGAUUCUCUGUGCUUCGACAAGGAUGUUUUUAUGAAGGAAGAUUUUGAUGUUGACCAGUUUGUCACUGAGUGUCGAAAGCAGGUUCAGCUGGAGGAGAUGAGAGAGGAUCUAGAGCUGUACUACAAGCUGCUCAAAACAGCCAUGGUGGAGCUCAUCAACAAGGACUAUGCGGAUUUUGUCAACCUCUCCACCAACCUGGUGGGGAUGGACAAAGCUCUAAAUCAGCUUUCAGUUCCUCUGGGACAACUGCGAGAGGAAGUUAUGAGUCUGCGGUCUUGUGUAAGUGAAGUGAUCCAAGCUAUUGACAACCAGCUGUCCAAACAGGAAGACCUGCAGAAGAAGAAGGUGUGUGUGCUGAGGCUGAUCCAGGUGGUGCGCUCCGUGGAGAAGAUUGAAAAAAUCCUCCAUUCACAGAACUCCAAGGAUUCAAAUUCUCUGGAAAUCGGCAGCCCCUUGUUGGAAGGUCAUAUCCUGGAGAGGAUUGCUACAGAAUUCAACCAGCUGCAAUUCCAUGCAGUACAAAGCAAAGGCAUGCCCCUCCUGGACAAAAUCAGACCUCGUAUUGCGGGGAUCACCUCCAUGCUGCAGCAGUCUCUGGAGGGCCUGUUGAUUGAGGGCCUGCAGAUGUCCAACGUGGACAUGGUGCGUCACUGCCUGAGGACCUACGCCACCAUCGACAAAACUCGAGAUGCUGAAGCCCUGGUGGGACAGGUGCUCGUCAAACCCUACAUGGACCAGGUGAUAGUUGAAGAAGUGGUGAAGUCCAAUCCAAAUGGUCUCCAGAUGAUGUACACCAGACUGCUGGAGUUUGUUCCUCACCAUUGUAGGCUGCUCAGAGAAGUGACUGGAGGAGCCAUAUCCAGUGACAAAGCGGACACAGUUCCAGGUUAUGAUUUUCUGGUGAACUCCGUGUGGCCUGAGAUGAUCAGAGGAAUAGAGGAACGGCUGGCCUACAUCUUCAACCCAGGAAACCCUGAUAUAUUCUAUGAGCGUUACAGCGUUAGUGUGGAGUUUGUACGGCGGUUUGAGCGACAGUGCAGCUCUCAGGCCAGUGUGAAGAGACUCCGGGUUCACCCUUCAUAUACGAGUUUCAACAACAAGUGGAACCUGCCCGUCUACUUUCAGCUACGGUACAAGGAAAUAGCUGGACGCUUGGAGAACACCAUAAAUGAUGGAUUAGAAGCAGCACCAGCCGGUAGCUCGUACCGCCUGCAGGUCUCUGAGGUGCUGUGGUCCUGUCUAGUGAGGUGCUGGUCAAAUGGUGUGUACCUGUCACCUCUGGCACAUCGCUUCUGGAAACUGACACUGCAGCAAUACUCUCGAUACGCCAAGUUUCUAGUUGAGGUGUUGACAAAGACUGAGGUACCAAAGGAGCCAGUCAGGCCUCUGCCGAGCUCAGCCUCCUCCACAUCUAGUCGAACAUCAGUGGAGGAGGGAGGCAGUGAGAGUGGGGGUCCUGCCUUUCUGUCCACCAAACAGCUGGUUUACAUAGCAGCCGACGUCCAGAAGCUGCAGGAGCAGAUCCCAGAGUUGUCGGCGAUGAUCAGGCAGCGGCUAGAAGCCAUUGGAUUCAAAAACUUUGCUGUUAUAGAAGAUGCUCUCGCGGACUCUCGGGCUUGCCUGUCCAGCAGUAUUCCUUCGCUGAACAGCAGGAUGACGCUGCAUCUAACUGAACGCUGCUGCCGCUUCCUGAAGAGUGCCUCCGAGGUCCCUCGUCUCUACCGCAGGACAAAUAAAGAUGUGCCCGUGCGGGCAUCAGCUUACAUGGAAAACGCCUUACAGCCGUUGCAUCAAGUUCUGACUGACUCCACGGGGUCCGUCACCCCCCAGAUGGCACAAGAAUGGCUGCGAGUUGCACUUGCUGAAUGCACACAGAAAUACUAUGAGACCAUCUCUGAAGUCCUGAGCUCAGUGAGGAAGAUGGAGGAGAGUCUGAAGCGUUUAAAGCAAGCCAGGAAGGGUGCAUCAGCAACUACCACAACAGGAGGGAACGGUGGGCCGUCGGACGACGGCAAGAUUCGUCUGCAGCUGGCACUGGAUGUGGAAUAUUUAGGUGAACAGAUCCAGAAAAUGGGCCUUCAGCCGAGUGACAUCACCAUGUUCUCCACCCUGAUGGAUCUCGUGAAGGAGGCCAGAGAACUGGCAGAACAAAAUAAGUAGAAUACUGACUCUAAAGUGACUUUUAACCUCUGAAUGUUAUGUGCUCCGCUGCAGACUUGUGUGGCAAACAUUUGUCCCAGGUUAUGCAGAAAGAAGGAUGUCCCAGGUUGAGACGAAGAGGGAAGAGAACUGAGAUCCUGAAGCCAUUCUGCAAACCUCAGAGUCACACAAAUAUUACACAAAGUGCUGAGGGACUCUGUGGCAUCAUAUACUACUGUGUAGUAAUAUGCACCACUUUGUACAAACUGUUGUACCAAUAAUCAGUUGGGUCUGAAUGUUCUGUAGUAAGAGGUUCAAUUUUUAUUUAUAAAGGGAAAAAUCAGCCUGAGAAUAUUUGUCUAAUUUGUUUCAUUUCAGAUUAAAUAUUAUAUUAAUAAUUAUGACAUUUAAUUGAGAAAUUAACAGUGAGAUUAUGAAUAAACGGAAGGGCUUUUGGUUA